Malus domestica (apple) is the source of this 1393-nucleotide messenger RNA. The record is from RefSeq and is a predicted model, not a curated record. NCBI's taxonomy places the organism in Eukaryota, Viridiplantae, Streptophyta, Magnoliopsida, Rosales, Rosaceae.
UUUGCAAUUGCAAAAAGUUUGCUUCUUCCAAGUUCCCUUCCUUCUAAUUACUCAUUAACCACCUUGUUUUUAUCACCUUAAUCCCCUAAUUCCUCAAAAUCCUUGCUUUUGAAGCUUUCGUUUUGCGCCUUCCAAUGGCUGAUCUCAGCCCCAGGUCUGAGAUCUCCUUCUUGCAAACUUUCCUCUGCAGUGCUUUCGCUGCCUGCUUCGCUGAGGUGUGUGCAUAAAAAUCAAAGCUUGGUGUAUAACGGUGUCUGCAUGAAUAUUGUGCAGUUUUGUACCAUACCUUUAGACACUGCUAAAGUCAGGCUCCAGCUACAAAAGAAAGCAGUCCCGGGGGAUGGAGCUGGCACACCAAAGUAUAGGGGCCUAUUGGGUACUAUGGCUACAAUCGCUAGGGAAGAAGGCUUAGCAGCACUUUGGAAUGGCAUAAUUCCAGGAUUACAGCGCCAAUGUGUUUACGGAGGUUUGAGAAUUGGAUUAUAUGAUCCUGUCAAAAUUUUCCUUGUUGGCAGUGCUUUUAUUGGAGAUUUUCCUCUAUUCCACAAAAUACUUGCAGCUUUAUUGACUGGUGCUCUGGCAAUCAUAGUGGCUAAUCCAACCGACCUUGUGAAGGUUCGACUUCAAGCUGAAGGAAAAUUACCAGCUGGAGUUCCUAAGCGAUAUACUGGAUCCUUAGAUGCUUAUUCCACUAUAGUGAGACAGGAAGGAUUAGGGGCCCUCUGGACUGGGCUGGGGCCAAAUGUAGCACGGAAUGCUAUUAUAAAUGCUGCUGAACUAGCCAGUUAUGAUCAAGUGAAGGAGACAAUUUUGAAAAUUCCAGGGUCCACAGACAAUAUUUUAACUCAUCUCCUAGCUGGUCUGGGUGCCGGCUUCUUUGCAGUUUCUAUUGGCUCUCCUGUUGACGUGGUGAAAUCUCGAAUGAUGGGAGAUUCAACUUACAAAAACACCUUUGAUUGCUUUGUCAAAACUUUGAAGUACGAGGGAUUUUUGGCCUUCUAUAAAGGGUUCCUCCCAAACUUCGGUCGGCUAGGAUCUUGGAAUGUGGUUAUGUUUCUAAUGCUAGAGCAAGCGAAGAACGUUUUCCGGGUAUGAAUAUGCUCGUCUGAUUUCAGUCACCACAAAGCUCGAAGACACAGCUUUUGCUUUGGAAUGGCCCUCUUCGAUUGUUAAAGAUUCAUUUUUCCCCCCAAAUUUCUUCUAGGCAUAAAAUCCUUAUAUUUUUGUAUGAUUGGAGAGUUCGAAAGGGAGAGUCAUAUCAUUGUACCCUUCUUCCUUCGGCUAUACUGGACAAUUAUAUAAAAGGCGAUCUCAAGCUAAUAAGGCUCCCCACUUUGCGAGUGUCGGAGGAGGAAUAUCUAUUGUACGCAGUCUUACCCUUGUUUUGCAAAAA